This is a messenger RNA of Lycium barbarum (goji berry), 2520 nucleotides long. Its product is annotated as transcription factor SRM1-like. The record is from RefSeq and is a predicted model, not a curated record. Gene Ontology annotation, molecular function: DNA binding. The transcript is spliced from 2 exons. The coding region runs from base 926 to 1573 and encodes 215 amino acids. NCBI's taxonomy places the organism in Eukaryota, Viridiplantae, Streptophyta, Magnoliopsida, Solanales, Solanaceae.
UAACCACUAAGGACUUGUAUGUCAGACCUAGACUAUUCUAGACCUCUACAUUUAUCCUUUUCGCACUUUUUAUUUCAGGAAAUUAGACCCAAUGAGUUUGGAAAUGGGCGGUCUAGAACUUUUGACCUCCGUUUGCCCAUAUCUUCAAGUCAAAAGUGAAAACUUGUUGAACUUGAAGUUUUGCCUAUAGGGCAAGUGAGUUCAAAAGUUCACGGCCAGCCACCUCUGAGGUCAUUCUUGUAAAUCACCCUUUUUAUUUCGAAGGUCAAGAUUGCUGGGAAACGAAGAAAAUUUCCUGGCAUUUGAUCAUAUUCAAAUUUGUCAUCCGUGAUUGGUUUAAGAUUGAAAAAGGAUUUAUAAUAUGUUAGCUUCUUAUUUCUAAUACAGAAAUAUUUGGUCAAAUUCUUAUUGUUUAGCUCAUCAUAAUAUCCCUUUCCUCAUUCUUUUUUGCCUUCAGGAGCUAGUUCAUUAAUCGGAUAUUUACUAUUUACUUUUGCUUUAAAUGGUUGAGAACCUUCCAAAACAAAUAAAACGUGUCUAAAUACAAGAACAACAGUCACCAAAGUGAAGUCUUUUUUCCCACAAAGUCAUUUGUUACUGUAUUAAUCUUGCAUAGUUAGCCAGUGGUCUCAUUGAAGUAUUAUAUUUCUGUGGACAAUUUGGUUGUUUUCCUCGAUGUAUGUGCAACUUAGCACCUAGAAACAAUAGUCUUUUGGGUUGGUCAUUCCCCUUAUUGUGCCACCUGCCCCAUCCCCUUACUAAUAUCUCACUUCUGUAGCUAUAAAAGUAGGAGUCUUUCCUCCAUUUCUUCCGUUAACCAAGUGUAAGGGGUUACAAAGAAUCAUAAAUAGAAGUUCUCCACUUUGAGAAAACUUUUAAGAAACUUUCCCUUUUCUGGCAAACCUUUCACUGUUGAUCCAACAAAAUGAGCUCCGACAAAACAUGCAGUAGCUCCUCCUGGACUAAGGAGGAAGACAAAGCAUUUGAGAACGCCCUGGCUAUCUACUCUGGAGAUAGCGAUCUACUGAUAAAGAUUGCAGCAGCAGUUCCUCAGAAAUCUCUUCAAGAAAUUACUCAGCAUUAUAAUGACCUUGUUGAAGAUGUCAACGACAUUGAAUCGGGAAAAGUCCCCCUACCCAAAUAUGGGAAAAUGCAAAGUUAUUCCAGCCGUAGAAGUAGAUCAUCGGGAGCAGUGGUAGAACGGCGAAAAGGGAUUCCUUGGACUGCAGAAGAACACAGGUCGUUUCUCCAAGGGUUGGAGAAAUAUGGUAAAGGUGAUUGGCGGGGUAUAUCGAGGAACUGUGUGAGAUCUAGAACACCAACACAGGUGGCAAGCCAUGCCCAAAAGUUCUUCAUUCGAUUAAAUAACAAUGACAAGUCGAAGAGGAGAAGCAGCAUUCAUGAUAUCACUAGCGUGAAUGCUGCUGAUACUACUGAAUCCUCACAAGAUCCAAUCACUGAAAGUUUUCUUCUAGUUCCGCUUCUUGCUCUUCCAAUUCAGAAAGACUUGUCGGAAAUCGCCGGUUGGGUUGGUCCGACCAAGAAAGGCAUGGGACUUUUGGGCAUUGCUUGACUACGUAACUGAAGCUUUUGACGCAGGAAUGAUAUCUUUACCAGGGCUAGCUACCAACUGCGCUAUUGAAGGACCAUCUGCUGUGAACCCCGAGAAAUUCCCGCUUGGUGCUGCUGUUGGUAGUGAGUUGAAUAAUUCAUUUCCGGACAUGGAUGAGUUCCUGCAAAGUAUAGACGACCUAAUCACUGAACCGGCAGACGGAACCUCUGGAGCAGUUGCUGGUGGCACCGGAAUGUACACUCAUCCGGUCGUUAAAGUUGGGUCCUUAGAAGAGCUAAUGACCAAUCAGUUGGUUGGAUCCACUCAAGUAGAUCCUAUGGCUAACACUACAAGUUUGCCAUUAGCAAUUGUUGAUCAGAUGGGAGUCCAUGAUUGUAUAGCUUCAGGCAGUGGUGUUAAGAAUAGUUUUGAGAGCACCAUGGGAGCUCCCGAGGGAGGUUUUCGUGUCGAUUCCUUGCAAUUGCCAUCAAUUCCUGGAACUAAUGGCGGUGGAAUUCAUCCCUGUACAAAUCCUACCAUGCACUUACCAUCUAUUCCCGGCACUAGUGGUGGUGGAACUAAUUAUCAUGGUUCAAAUCCGAGCAGCGAGGAAGACGACAUCUUUGAUUUGGAAGACCUAUUCUCAGAUCCCAUAUUUGGUUUUUCCAAAUAAGAAUCUGUUGUUUAUAGUGGUAAACCAUAACCUCUCUCGGGUUUCACUAGAAUGGCCACUGCUUUGUCAUGGAUGAGCCAAUGCAGCAGGCGCCUAUUACUUCACGAACUCUCAUGCCAUUACGUGUUCCUUGCCUGGUUGGUUCGUUUGCAGCAUCUUCUGGCCGGUGUAUUGUUCUGUUGUCGCAUCCUUCUAGAUAUGACUCUACUUGCAUAUCCAGUGCUGGCUUUUAUUGUAUAUGAUGUAUGUAAUAGCAAACUUUGUCAGCAGGUUAAAUAUAUAGAAUUAUUUAGAA